Messenger RNA from Tripterygium wilfordii, 687 nucleotides. RefSeq names its product 60S ribosomal protein L7a-1-like. The coding region runs from base 1 to 687 and encodes 228 amino acids. The record is from RefSeq and is a predicted model, not a curated record. The transcript is spliced from 8 exons. Lineage: Eukaryota; Viridiplantae; Streptophyta; Magnoliopsida; Celastrales; Celastraceae.
AUGGGGAGCCAGAUCUGUGCCUUCGCUCCAAAGCGAGGUGUUAAGGCGCCGUCGGCGGCGAAGAAGAAACAGGCUAUGCAGGAGAAGGUGGCGAACCCUUUGUUCGAGAAGCGACCCAAGCGUUUGGUAUUGAAGGUGCGCUGCCCCCUAAAGGGGACAUACUCGGUUCGUGAAAUGGCUGAAAGUGGUCCAGAUUCAGAGGAGAAAGUUCCUCCUGCGUUGAACCAGUUCAUCAAGACCCUCGACAAGAACCUUGAGUUUUGUAGUGGGUUGAAUUUAUGUCAGUUGUCACACAAUAUGGUGCAUAGCAGUUGUGGCGUUCAUUUGGUGAAUUAUUCUUGGCUCAAAGCUGAUCCAUGUAUUGAUGCUAUAAUUGAAAUGGCUGACUUUCUGACGGAUUGUCCACAAAAAACUGCAUCUGUCUUGUGUUUAACAGAGUCGAGAAUGAAGAUAAAACUGGAGUUCAGCAGGAUCUUAGAGGCGUUUGAUCUCUACAUGACGCUCUUGGCCAACUUCAAUGAUAAAUUGAUAAGUAUGGCAAAUGCAGGAAAGUGGGGAGGUGCAAUCAUUUCCAAAUCCCAGUUUUACUCUUUUGCAUAUCGCGAUGGAAUUGAACUUUACGGUGAUGUCUUGGGAAUGAAAUUGGCUUGCUGGUGCCAAUUGAUUGCUCGUGCUGCGACCUUGUGA